GCGGGCAUCCUUGGAUUCUGCUCUUCUUGGCACGGGCCCACUGCACGAACAACUUAAAGGGGACAACAAUGGUGCACGCCUCGGCGGCUCAAUCCGUGGCUGCUGGCCGUUCAGGGGACCGGGGACUGUGGUCAAUGUGACAUUCACUCGCACGCUGGUGUUGAGUUUAUUGUUCUGGUUCUAGACGCAGCGGAGCAGCGUUUCUUCUGAGAAGAUGUUGAGCAGAUUUAUGAGUGGCAGCAUCAGGAAUCUUGAGCGAGAAUACAGCUGCACCGUCAGACUGCUGGACGAUACGGAAUAUACCUGCACAAUUCAGCGGGAUGCAAAGGGACAGUAUCUGUUUGACCUCAUCUGCCAUCACCUCAACUUGCUGGAGAAAGACUAUUUUGGCAUCAGAUAUGUUGAUCCAGACAAGCAGCGGCACUGGUUGGAAGUCACAAAGUCAAUCGCAAAGCAAAUGAAAUCUCAGCCUCCUUUCACCAUGUGUCUGAGAGUCAAGUUCUACCCUCCUGAGCCUGCUGCUCUCAAGGAGGAAAUCACUCGAUAUCUUGUCUUCCUGCAAAUUAAGAGAGACCUCUACCACGGUCGGCUCCUGUGCAAAACCUCGGACGCAGCCAUGUUGGCUGCCCACAUCCUUCAAGCUGAGAUUGGUGACUAUGACCCUGGGAAGCAUCCUGAAGGUUACAGCUCCAAAUUCCAGUUCUUCCCUAAACAUUCGGAGAGGCUGGAGCGUCGGAUUGCCGAUUUACACAAAACAGAGCUGAUCGGACAGACACCUGAAACAUCAGAGAGAAAUUUCCUACAGAAAGCCCAGAUGCUGGAGACAUAUGGUGUUGAUCCACAUCCAUGCAAGGAUGUGUCUGGGAACCCAGCCUUCCUUGCCUUCACACCGUUUGGUUUUGUGGUUCUUCAGGGAAACAAGCGAGUUCAUUUUCUCAGAUGGAACGAGGUGACCAAACUGAAGUUUGAAGGCAAGACUUUCAAUGUAUAUGCAAAUCAGAAGGAGAUCAUCUUGACGUACUUUGCACCCACACCAGAGGCUUGCAAGCACCUUUGGAAGUGCGGAGUGGAGAACCAAGCUUUCUAUAAACUUGAGAAGUCAAGUCAGGUUCGCACUGUGUCCAGCAGCAACCUGUUCUUCAAGGGCAGCCGUUUCCGAUACAGUGGACGAGUGGCAAAAGAGGUGAUGGAGCAGAGUUCCAAAAUCAAACGCGAACCUCCAGAAAUACACAGGUCUGGCCUUGUGCCUAGCAGAAGUUGUCCAUCCAUCACCCACGGGCCCCGCCUCACCAGUGUACCUCGCACGCGUCGGAGAGCGGUGCACAUAUCCAUCAUGGAAGGUCUGGAGUCAUUGCGUGACAGUGCCCACUCCACACCGGUGCGUUCAGUGUCCCACGGGGAAUCGUUCAUGCCACGCUCCCGGAGCCAGGCCACAGUUGGCAGCGAGCGCACGGCGGUGAUCUCAGACGAGGCCUACAGCCCCUCCGACAGUGUCCUGCCCACGCCCGUGGCCGACCACAGCAUGGAGCAGGCUGUCUCUCGGCAGAUUAACGGGGCGCCCUGCAGCAUCGAGGAGGAGAAGGAGUCGGAGGCGGGCACCCCCAUGCGUGGGGAAGUGGGUGAUUUUGGUGGUGCACAGGAGGGUGCAGGGGGGGACUUGUCCCUCAGCGAGGUGGAACAGGUGAAUAAAUUUGUCUUAAGUGUCCUCCGUUUGCUGCUUGUGACCAUUGGACUCCUCUUUGUCUUGCUCCUCCUCCUCAUCAUCCUCACAGAGUCAGACCUUGACAUUGCAUUUUUACGUGAUAUCCGCCAGACACCCGAGUUUGAGCAGUUCCAUUAUGAAUACUUUUGUCCCCUCAGGCGGUGGUUUGCCUGCAAGCUCCGCUGGGUGGGCGGGUUGCUCAUUAACAAGUGAGAGUGAGGUCGUAAAGUUCGUAAGCCCGUUCGUUGGGUCUGGAAAGACGGUUAGGACUCCGGAGUGAUGGAGGGCAGCUUCGGCAAACCCAUGAACCCUGCUUCUCCCAUCAUCCUCCUGCAGACAAACAGCUCGGACCACUCUUGGUAACAAACCGGGCCAGGCUCUCUCUCCUCCUCCUCCUCCUCCUCCUCCUCCUCCACUUUGAGUUAACCCUCCCACCCAAACCAACCACCUCCACUUUUUGCUUGCGUUUUUUUUUUUUUUUUUAACA
This is a messenger RNA of Labrus bergylta (ballan wrasse), 2189 nucleotides long. Its product is annotated as FERM domain-containing protein 5. Gene Ontology annotation, cellular component: cytoskeleton. NCBI's taxonomy places the organism in Eukaryota, Metazoa, Chordata, Actinopteri, Labriformes, Labridae. The record is from RefSeq and is a predicted model, not a curated record.